AUGGAAGCUUGUUUGAGAUGUACACGAGGAAGCUAUCUCAUUGAAGCAUUGAGACCAAUCGGCAGAUUCUCCGGUUCACUCCGCUCUUCUUCUGUCUCUUUCAGCACCGGCAAGCCGAUUAAGAGAGCUUAUGAUGGAUUGUUGCUUGAUGCUGGAGGAACUCUUUUGCAACUGUCAAAACCUGUCCAUGAAACUUACGCUUCCUUGGGCCAAAAAUACGGUCUCAAGACAAGUCCCGCUGAGAUCAAGCAAGGUUUCAAGAGAGCUUUUGCUUCUCCUUGGCCUGAGAAGUUGCGUUACCAGGGAGAUGGAAGACAGUUUUGGAAGCUGGUUGUGUCGGAAGCUACUGGUUGUUCUGAUAAUGACUACUUUGAAGAAGUCUACCAAUACUACGCGAAUGGUGAGGCGUGGCAUCUCCCAGAAGGAGCUUAUGAGACAAUGUCACUACUAAAAGAUGCUGGAGUUAAGCUGGCUGUUGUGUCUAAUUUCGAUACCAGGCUCAAAAAGCUAUUGAAGGAUCUUAACGUCAUAGAUAUGUUCGACGCUGUGAUUGUGUCUUCAGAAGUCGGAUACGAGAAGCCUGAUGAUCGAAUCUUCAAAUGUGCUUUAGAGCAAAUCAGCGUAGAAGCAAACAGAGCAGUGCAUGUCGGAGAUGAUGAAAAGGCAGAUAAAGGCGGAGCAAACGCCAUCGGUAUUGCUUGUUGGUUAUGGGGCAAAGAUGUGCAGACAUUUUCAGACAUACAAGAUCGGAUUUUGGUUCCAGAAUACUAA
This is a messenger RNA of Microthlaspi erraticum, 771 nucleotides long. The record is from the annotation of a GenBank genome assembly. NCBI's taxonomy places the organism in Eukaryota, Viridiplantae, Streptophyta, Magnoliopsida, Brassicales, Brassicaceae.